Habropoda laboriosa is the source of this 1470-nucleotide messenger RNA. RefSeq lists its product as uncharacterized. NCBI's taxonomy places the organism in Eukaryota, Metazoa, Arthropoda, Insecta, Hymenoptera, Apidae. The record is from RefSeq and is a predicted model, not a curated record. The coding region runs from base 1 to 1470 and encodes 489 amino acids. The transcript has a single exon.
AUGUUUGAUAAUAAUGUACCUAACAUUUGUUGGGAUGGUUUUAGUGAAACAGAUGAUUUACACUUGGAUUUUGAGAAAGAUGAUUUAUCAAUUUCAGAUGUUGUGUAUGAUAAUUCAAUUAUAAAUGAAAAUCCAAAAGUAACAGUGUUUGAUGCUGUGUGUGGUUCAGGUAAAACUAAUCAUUUAAUACAGAAAAUCAAAGAAUCAGAUUUUAACAGAAAGUUCUUGUAUAUUGUUCCUGUUAUUGAUGAAUGUCAUCGUGUUGCUGGAACUAAGUAUGAAGAAGAUGAUUUGUUCAAAAGACCUAUUCUUGAGGAAAAUAGUAAAAUAAGCUAUGCUUAUGAUAAUAAUCACCCGCUGUUUAACAGAAAAUUCAAACAUCCAGACUAUAAAGGAGGUAAUAAAGAACAAAAUCUUAAAACUCUUAUGAACAAUAAACAGAAUAUUGUUAGUACACAUCAGUUGUUCAGCAAAUUAACUAAAGAUACCCUAGUUAAUUCAAAGGAAUAUACUUUGAUUAUUGAUGAAACAAUAUCUGUGUUUCAAUAUUAUUCUGGUGUAACUGUAAAAGAAACUAGACUUCUUUUUAAGAAGAAACUUCUUUCUGUGGCAGAGGAUGGUUUUACACUUGUGUUUAACAAAGAAAAUUUUGGUAGAGAUGACUCAACAACCGAUGGAACUAAAUAUGAAGAGUUAGCUAGAUUAUGUAAUGCUAGACAAUUAGCUGUUAUUGAUCAAAGUUAUGUUAUAUGGAUGCUAGACAUUGAACUUAUUAAGUCUUUUAAGGAAGUCUGGGUUUCAACGUAUAUGUUUCAAGGAAGUCAAAUGGACUCUUUGUUUAAGAAACAUAAAAUUAGUUAUGAAAUAGUAAAUUUUGGCAAAUCACCAAAAGAUUUUCUUAAAUUAAUUAAUAUUCAUGGAGUGAAAGAUAAUUCUUCAUUUAAUUCUAUGAUUGAAUCAAGAAAAAAUAAAUUAAAUUUGUGUGGUGAAAGGUGGUUCAGCUUAUCAUCUUCACAUUUUUCAAAAGAUGGUGAUUCUAUCUGUGAAAAUCUGCGUAAAAAUUUAGGAAAUUUUAAUAGGCAUGUAACUAAAUCACCAAAAAAGAUUUUUAGGUUUCAUACUGUAUUUAAAGACUAUGAUCAUAAGGUUUCUGGGAAAAAUUAUAGUAAUGAAUGGUUGCCAUACAAUAUUAAAGCGACUAACUCAUAUAAUCAAUGCCACUGUCUAGCAUAUAUGCUUAAUCUAUUCGUACAGCCAGCUAUAACAAGAUUGUGUCAUAAAAUGGGUUAUCCUAUAUCAGAGGAGCAAUUUGCCGUGAGUGAGCUUAUACAGUGGAUAUACAGAAGUAGAAUUAGGAAUGGUGAAGUGGUUGAUUUAUAUAUUCCAUCUGCUAGAAUGAGAGAGUUACUUAUUUGUUGGAUGAAUGAGUGGGAAUUUGAAAAACUAGAUACAUUUAAAAGGUAUGAUUAA